Molecule: messenger RNA, 2505 nt
Organism: Salvelinus sp. IW2-2015
Lineage: Eukaryota; Metazoa; Chordata; Actinopteri; Salmoniformes; Salmonidae
Product: palmitoyltransferase ZDHHC16B
Biological process (GO): protein palmitoylation
Cellular component (GO): Golgi apparatus
Molecular function (GO): palmitoyltransferase activity
Source: RefSeq, a predicted model, not a curated record
UGCCGGGUGGAGAUUAUACUUUGAUGCCAAAUGUUGUUAGUUAGAAAGCUGACUUCGAGAAAAAACAGUCAAGACAAAGUUGACAGCUUCUGACUAGUUAUGAMAGCAAGAUCAUGACAGCAAUAUCAGGCAAGUACACGCAUUUUAAUUUGCUGUUAUGCAUCUAGCUAUGUUAUUUUAAUGUGAUGUUUAUACUCUUAAGAUUUAAAGAACAGCAAAGACCGAUUUUUGAUCAGAAAAUAGUCAUCUUUCCACUGCACAGAUGCCGUCUCUCUCCAGUCAUAUGACGUCUCCACUUCCUGCUUGGAGUACCAAUUUUGAGACAACGAUGUUUUCUCCUCUAAUAAAGAAAUGUUUCCAGAUUUAAUUUAUGGUACUCAUUAAACAUGAAAAUCCCCAAAGGAUGGAUGAUGUAGCGCAGCUUGAAUCAAUCAACAGAAUAGCAGGGAACGGUUUUAUGUACAUCUUGAAAAGUACAAAAAAAAAUCAUUUCCCAUGAUCCAAUGCAUGCCCAAAGGGGUACGACGUCUCGAGGAUUUUUGACACAAGAAAAUAAGAUAGGCUGCUUCCGCGCGCGAUUUAUAAUGGUUUGCUCACUUUGCGAAAUCUCUUGAGUGUAGCUAACGUUUCACAGUUAUAAUGACUUGAAUGUCAAUGCAUUUAACCUAGCUGGUCCUAUCAUCUCUGAAGAUAAGACUGGGCCAUGCGCAGCUGGAGGUGGCAGUUCUCCAGGAUGAUGAGCCUUUGCCUGCGCUGGUGCCGGCUGUGUCCUAAGCGAGGGGUGCGUCCUAGCAAACCCCGGAGGAAGCUAGGAGAGCUGUGGAGCUACUGGAAGCUGCUGCUCAACUCCCUCUACUUCAACAGCCUCACCAACUCUGACACCUACCUGGACUGUGUCUUUGAACCCAUCUACUGGAUUGUGGACAAUGUGACUCGCUGGUUUGGGGUGUUUUUUCGCCUUUCACGCUCCCUCAUGAGUUGUUCCCUCUGUCCGUGUCCUCCUCUCCUCUGUUCCCAGGUAUUUGUGUGCCUGGUGAUUGCCCUCACCAGCUCUGUGGUGGUCAUUGUCUACCUGUGCCUGUUGCCUGUUAUCCUCAACACCUACCCACUGCAGUGGAUCAUCUGGCACCUCACYUAUGGCCACUGGGUCCUCAUGAUGGUCCUCUUCCACUACUACAAGGCCACCACCACCUCCCCUGGACACCCACCACAGGUUAAAAGUGAUACACCGUCAGUGACCAUCUGUAAGAAAUGCAUCGUCCCCAAACCAGCCAGGACUCACCACUGCAGCAUCUGCAAUACGUGUAUUUUGAAGAUGGAUCACCACUGUCCUUGGCUCAACAACUGUGUGGGCCACUUCAACCACCGCUACUUUUUCUCCUUCUGCCUGUACAUGACCAUGGGCUGCAUGUACUGCAGCGUCAGCUGCAAAGACAUGUUCAUAGAGGCCUACAACGCUGUCGAGAGCUACUAUCAGACCCCACCAGCACUGUUUUCCUUCAGGGAAAAGUUGGUCCACAAUGGUGUCAUUUUCCUUUGGGUGCUGACAAGUUCGGUGGCAGUUGCUCUGGGAGGUCUGACACUGUGGCAUGCUAUCCUCAUCACUCGAGGAGAGACCAGUGUGGAGAGACACAUCAACAAGAAAGAAAUCAGACGUUUAAAGGAGAAAGGAAAGGUGUUCCGAAAUCCAUACCACUAUGGGAAAAUAAACCAUUGGAAAGUUUUGUUUGGCGUGGAGGAGACAAGUCACUGGUUGACCAGAGUCCUCCUGCCGUCUAGCCAUGUUCCCCAUGAAGAUGGACUGAUAUGGGAAUGCCCUCGGGCUCUCACCAGAAGAGACCCGAUGACCAUCUAACCUCACUACUCACUGCUGCUGGACAGUUCCUCAUCUCCACUUUAUGGGCCAUAAUCACUGCUAUGGCCCCUGGAUGGUGGGGUCGACAGAAGACUUAUUUUAGCCUCUGAGGAGUGGACUAUUUGGUGUUGAUUGUGGCCCAUGAGUCCAGGGACCUUAAUCAGACCUCCAGUCACUGUCAUGUGAAGUGAACUGAUGGUCCUGUCUUUAAUUGGCUCCUUGUCUUGUGAACUGACUGUGUUUUUGUACUGUUAGGUAUGUUGUCCAAAGUUGAUGUGAAGUGUGUGCUUUUUAAUUGUACUGAAGUCACAGAAGAAGCAGUUUGGACUUUUUCAGUGCCAAAGAACAGCUUUCCACCAAAGGCUAGGUUCGAGCUAGAUAACCACAUGCCUUGGCCAUUGUCCAACUAUGGGUGCGUACUCUGGAGACUCCAGUUAGAUUAUGGUGCUCAUGUUACUGAGCAGUGCCCCUGUCAAUAUUAGGAAUUGUCAUAAGAUUGCUAUGUUAAAUCUUUAACCUGGUUUCUAUUUGUUAAUUAUCAGGCACUAAUGCAAAGUACAGUUUAAUGUAUUUUCUACURUUAUCCAAUCUCUCCCACAUUGAUUUCCCCACUAAAAAGCGGCGUGUACACUACACGAUUUUGGUCCUGA